AUUGCAUAUAUACACGUCGCUUUUGUAGUUUUGUAUACCCCGUUCCUUCUCUAUCCAUCUAUCUAGUAAAACAGACAAAGCCCAUCCAUAUAUCUAUAUAAAGAACUAAUCAUCCAAAUUUUAAGUUUAUUACUUGCAGAGAAAGGAUAUUAACCGAAAGAGAAAGAAAAGGAGUUAGAGAUAGAGAGAUGGAAGCUGUAGAGGGGCAAGAACAGUUGGUGCAAUCCAGGGUUAUGAGGGUGCUGUCAGAAGAAUCAUGGAACUAUUUCAUGACUCAAGCUAGCAGUGAAGGCUGCCCUGUAGCCAUACAUUUUACUGCUGCUUGGUGCAUGCCAUCUGUUGCCAUGAACCCUGUUUUUGAAGAAUUGGCUCUGACUUACGAAGAUAUCUUGUUUCUUGUGGUGGAUGUGGAUGACGUCAAGGAGGUAGCAACAAAAAUGGAAGUGAAGGCAAUGCCAACGUUUUUGGUGAUGAAACAAGGAGGCGGCCAAGUAGUGGAUAAGGUUGUUGGUGCAAAUCCUGAGGAGAUAAGGAAAAGGAUUGAUUCCUUUGCUCAGUCCAUUCGUGCUUCUAAAUGACACACACACCAUACAUAACUUCCGUAAUGUCCCUUGGAAGCCUUUUGUUUUUCUUUUUUUUAUCUACGUGCAAAUCCUUUGAAGUACUUAUGCGUGGCAUGUUUUGUUUAUGUAAAAAUGUAUGUUGGUAUCUUAUAAUGGAAUCUACAACUAGAACCCACACCUGACAUGAGCGAACAUUUGGCCUGGUCGUGUAGCAUGGAUCGUAAGAGCUUCUCCAAUAAACUGUGUGUGAGUAAAGAAAAAUUAAUUUUAAUCUACGUCAGAAUUUAUUUU
Papaver somniferum (opium poppy) is the source of this 854-nucleotide messenger RNA. RefSeq names its product thioredoxin-like protein CXXS1. The transcript is spliced from 3 exons. The coding region runs from base 189 to 578 and encodes 129 amino acids. The record is from RefSeq and is a predicted model, not a curated record. Lineage: Eukaryota; Viridiplantae; Streptophyta; Magnoliopsida; Ranunculales; Papaveraceae.